Molecule: messenger RNA, 1273 nt
Organism: Mercenaria mercenaria
Lineage: Eukaryota; Metazoa; Mollusca; Bivalvia; Venerida; Veneridae
Product: plexin A3-like
Exons: 10
Biological process (GO): regulation of cell migration; positive regulation of axonogenesis; regulation of cell shape
Cellular component (GO): semaphorin receptor complex
Molecular function (GO): semaphorin receptor activity
Source: RefSeq, a predicted model, not a curated record
GAAUCAUGAACGCAUCUCUUGAGUGUUACAUAUACAACAGCGCUAUUUUUGGACAAUUUAUCAUCUACAAAUGUAAGACCAUUACCAGGUUGAGUUUUUGUACAAAAAGUAAUCUGAAGUGUAAAUGGUGUCAGAACAAUAGCCAGUCACACUGCAUUGAUAGUGAGAAAAGCUGCAACACUAGUGGUGUUGAAGUAAAGGCGGGUGAAUGUCCCCGAGUCACAAACUAUACAAUGAUCUCAGAUGACAGCAGUAUGCGAGACUCUAACGGUAUCGUGCACAUUUCUCGAGAUAGAGACUAUGAAAUUAUUAUCGCUGGCAUAAAUUUAAAAGGAGCAGGGUCAGUGACUUACAAAUGCAAGAUCAUAUCUGACACGCAAACUUUGUGGUUUAACAAUACACAAUUCAAAGAAGGUGGCAGCAUCGCCUGUAAAUUUUUUAAGGAUGAUAUGUUUACAAUAUCAAGACAUGUAGAUAGACUCAAAGCAGCCUUACAGGUAGUAUGGGGCGAUUCUCUUUUAGGUGAUACACUACCAAUUAUCAUUUAUGCCUGUGAAAAUCUUGUUCAGCCCUCCCGUAACUGUGAGCAGUGCAAAGGUCUGCAAAAGCCAUAUUUACAUUGCAACUGGAAUGGGACUAGGUGCAUUGACAGCACAAAAACCUUAGAAACAACAGAAUGCGAAGACCCAGAAAUAACUAAGGUAUACCUACUAAAUGUAUAUCCGAAUGACACUACGACGGUACUAACAGAAGGCGUUAAUCUUGAUUCAGCAUACAUCGGUGCAGAAGGUGUUAGUGUAGCUGGCGAACCAUGUAUUCCAAUAAAAGCGUUAUCCGAGCCAGGACUAAAGAUAUGGUGUGAACUUCCGCCGAGAUCUAGUGUUAUAAAUGGUAACGUGGUCAUCACUUUGGAAAACGGCUCAACAGAGUGGACAUCUGAUCCUGUCCCUUUACUGAUUCCAAAGGUUACCUCUAUAAAGCCGACUUCUGGACCGAUGUAUGGGGGAACAUCUGUAUUGCUAUAUGGCAAACAUUUGGAUAUUGGAAGAAACGUCACUGUUACAAUAGGAGAAAACACAUGCAUUCUCACAAAGAAAGUGGCACCAAACAAACUUAUUUGCAAAACUGCGGGUCUGAAAUCGUACACAACAGCUGACGUUACAUUAGAAGUAGUGGUAAAGAUUAAUGGUGCGAAAGUUCUUGGAAACUUGAAGUAUACAUAUUCGGAAGCUCCGUUCAUCAAAAUGAUUCACCCGAAGACAAGUUUUGCAAG